GCGACGUACUUCAACGCUCACGUGACGUCCUGACCCGUCGGGCAGUUCGUGGGGAAUCAUCUGGACAGUAUGGCUGCUGCUGUGGUGUUUAAUCGUCUCCGUACGGGUUCGAAGCUGGGCCCGCAGUACGAUCAGGAGGGAAAUAUUAUCGAGGUUGAAACCCGUGAGGAUGAGGAACAAAAUGUCAAAUUGACAGAAAUUUUAGAAUUGCUGGUUGCUGCUGGAUACUUUAGAGCAAGAAUUAAGGGACUAUCACCAUUUGACAAGGUUGUGGGUGGUAUGACAUGGUGUAUUACAACAUGCAACUUUGAUAUUGACGUUGAUUUGCUUUUUCAAGAAAAUUCUACAAUUGGUCAGAAAAUAUCCUUGACGGAGAAAAUUGUGUCUGUGUUGCCCAAUAUGAAGUGCCCGCACCGAUUGGAACCACAUCAAAUUCAGGGUCUCGAUUUCAUACACAUAUUCCCUGUUGUACAGUGGUUGGUAAAACGUGCUAUUGAAACCAGAGAAGAGAUGGGGGAUUAUAUACGGGCAUUUUCGAUAUCUCAGUUUCAGAAGACACACAGUCUGCUUGAGGAUGAUGACUUCAAGCAAAGGAAAGAUAAGGCUAUGAAAACAGUUAUAGAAGUAUCUGAUGUUUAUAAACCACAACGCAAGUACAAACGUUUGAUUGGAGCUGGAGAGUUGAUCGAUGAAGAGUCGCGAGUCCAUUCUACCCUUCUGGAGUUUGGCCGGAAGUAUGGUUUCAGCAAACAGUCUAAAACUGAAAAGACUGAAGACAAAAAAGUCAUCUUGCCAGCAGGGCUGGCAGCUGGAAUGACUGAACUAUCCGAAGAUGAUAUGGAGGCUGUUGAAGAGCUUCGCAUUAAAACAUUGAUGACGGGAAUGGCAGCAAUGGCAACAGAAGAGGGAAAGCUGACAGCAAGUUCGGUGGGUCACAUAGUAGGUUUGCAAUCAGAGGAAAUUAAACAGAUUGCAUCAGAAUAUGCUGAGAAGCAGUCUGAGCUUUCAGCUGAAGAUCGUCCUGAGCGGCUUGGAGCUGCUCAGCAGUAUCGAAGACAAGUUGUAUCUCUCAAUAAACAAAUCUUGCAAAAAUCAAGACAGUUGGAAGAGUUAAAUAGUGAGAUCCAAGCUACGUGUGAGGAAGAGAAGAAGAAACUAGUGGAGGUUAUGAAUUACGGGGGGAAACUUGAUAAGGAGUUAUUGAAUCUUGAAGCUGUUGAAUCCAAAGCUGAUUCCAGCAUACUAGAAAAGCUGAGAGAGUUGAUCACAAUGAAUGAAGGACUAAAGGAUCAGGAACAACAAUUUAGGAAUCAUUGCAGGGAAGAAAUGGCUCGAUUGCAACAGAAUAUCGAAAACCUCAAGAGUGCAGCAGGGAAUGAGGAAGCUGAAGUAAAGGAACACAGUGAAUUAAUAGAGCAACAGUAUAAAGAAGAUAGAGAAAAGCUUCAGAAAAUACGACUCUUGUUGGCCCGACGGAAUAGAGAAAUUGCUGUUCUGCAACGAAAAAUUGAUGAAGUACCAAGCAGGGCAGAAUUGACCCAAUAUCAGAGACGAUUUGUUGAGCUCUACAAUCAAGUUGCAGCAACUCACAAGGAAACAAAACAAUUUUUCACUCUUUAUAAUACACUUGAUGAUAAAAAGGUGUACUUGGAAAAAGAGGUUAACCUGUUGAAUUCAAUUCAUGAUAAUUUUCAACAGGCUAUGGCUUCCCCAACUACUCGAGAACAGUUCUUGCGUCAGAUGGAGCAGAUUGUGGAAGGUAUUAAGCAGAAUCGCAUGAAGCUGGAGAAGAAAAAGCAAGAAAAUAAAAUGAGACGUGAUCAGCUGAACGAUGAGUACCUUGAACUGCUGGAGAAACAGCGUCUAUACUUCAAAACUGUCAAAGAAUUUAAAGAGGAGUGUCGUAAGAAUGAAAUGUUAUUGACCAAAAUGAGAACAAUGGGGGUUUCCUGAAUGAAUUCACCAGGAAUCCAAUGAGUGGACUUAAUUCUUCCAAUGAUGGCCUUUUAAACACUUUAAAAACUGAACAAUGGGUGCAUGAAGCCAUAUGCAAUUCAUUGCCUUUUUGGAUGUAAUUUAGUCAAAUGCACAGUUAACAAUUUUGUUUAUCAAUGACACUUAUGAGCUGAACAAACCAUUGUAUUAUAUAAAGCAGUCUGCCGCAUAAUAAAAAUAAUGCAAAAUAA
Molecule: messenger RNA, 2186 nt
Organism: Pristis pectinata (smalltooth sawfish)
Lineage: Eukaryota; Metazoa; Chordata; Chondrichthyes; Rhinopristiformes; Pristidae
Gene: ccdc93
Product: coiled-coil domain containing 93
Exons: 23
Coding region: 70-1953 (627 amino acids)
Biological process (GO): Golgi to plasma membrane transport
Source: RefSeq, a predicted model, not a curated record